ACAAAAUGCGUUGGAGGAAGGACUCUCGCUUGUUUGUUGUGCGCACUCCGCCAUCUCCUCAGACCCAUCGCGCGGCACUGCGAGGAGCAACAAGAGCGCCACGAUGGACGUGACGGGCGGGCUGCUCAUUGCCCUGUGCACAACCUUUUUGGUCAUCAUCUUUGGUUUCAUCCUUGGAAAGAUGAACAUCUUAGACAGGAGUGGGCGACAGGUGGUCGGUGCACUGAUUGUGAAACUCGUCCUGCCCUGCCUCAUCCUCAAGGCCAUGGCCACCCUCGACUUCAGCUCCGUGAGAUGGUUGCUGAUCCUCGGCGUGGCACUGGGCAAGCUGGCAGUGCUGCUCAUCGUCAUCUUCGUCACCAUGAUCGCCUCUGGGUUCUCCUUUGUGAGCUUUGCGCAGGGCGGCCUUCGUGGCAUCCUCGGCGUACAGAGCAACGACUUUGCCCUCGGACUGCCCAUCCUGUCUGCACUGUAUCCUGUUGAGCUGACCAACUAUCUCUACCUCUUUGCGCCCAUCAACUUCCUCAUGGUGUAUCCCAUAUCCCUCUUUCUCCUCGAAUUCGGCACCCGCAAAGCCGGCAUGCGCCCGCCCUCGCGGCUGGGCUUUGGCCUGUCCAUCGUCAUUGCCAUCUUCAAGUCCCCGGUUGUCAUCGCCACAUUCCUCGGCGUCGCCCUCAACUUCAUCUUCAAACAGAAUCUCCCCGCCAUUAUCGAGCAGCCGCUCGCGCUUAUCGGGUCUGCCUUCAACGCUCUCGCACUCCUCAACCUUGGAGCCAACAUGGUCGGCAAGGCGUCACAGCUCAAAGGCCCCAAUCUGAUGAAGUCCCUCGCUGUUGUUCUUGCGAAAAGCGUUCUGCUUCCCAUCCUCAUCGCGCUCUUCCUCUCCCUCCUCAACCAGCGCAUGAUCUCGUUGCCUGAGCGGCCAGAUGAUGAUGACGAUACAGUCAUGUUCACAACAGACACAGCCAACUAUUUCAGUGGGGCUGCUGGUGAUGACGAUGAUGAUCAUGGCAGCAUGAAGGACAAGUACUUUCUCAACUUGUUUGGCUUCAUCUACGGCACGUUUCCUUCUGCUCCAGGAGCACUUCCCUUCGCCCAGCAAUACGGCGUUGACAUCGACCUGGCUGCCUCCGUGGUGGUCGUUGGCACCGUCAUUGCUGCCCCGCUCAUGUUCAUCUCAGCAAAAAUGGCAACUAUCACCGUGACAAACGCCAAAGUUGCAAGCCUGCAAGACUUGGUGAGCGACGCAGGCAUCAACCUCAGCACCGCAUCCAUUGUUGCCGCCGUUCUCUUCAUCGCCCUUUACGCCGCAAACAACAAGUUCUCCCGCACCAUCGACCGCCUGUAUGUGUUGUUUGCCGUGCUGUGUGUUGGCCUCGGCAUCACCGCCAACACGUGCACCAUCGACAGCCCUACGCUUGGAUCCGACCUCCGCUUUUCCGCUUCUUGGUUCUUCAUCUUCGCAACGCGCAUCACCGCCAUUGUCAUUGGCUUUCACCUUCUGGCGCUGGCUAAGAACUCUGUUCGCUUCCGCCUUCGUGCGUGCUCCUCAACCACGACCAUUGGCAUCAGCGUUUGCUUACCACUUUUAUUGGUUGGCUUGGUCUUUCUCAUCGAACCAACCAUUUCACCGGGAAAAGGCAUCACCUGCAGUUUGCUUGCAGGCACUGCAUCGUUUUACACCGCCCUGACGAUCCUGUGCCUAUGCACGCUGUCGCUGGUCUAUAUCAUCCUUUCGCUCGGGCGGCAUCGAAGCCGUUCGGCGCGAUCAUUGCCCCCACCAACACCGACAACGACGACGAGACGCAUGACGUGUGAGAGGGGACACUCCUGUGGCGCGCACAACGCCGCCAGUGGUAUGCAACACGGUGCGUGCGCCAACUGCUGCCAGUGUCCAGACACAUCAGCAGGGACUGAAGCGCAAGUCGUGAUCACAGUGAACGGUGUUCCGCUCGAUGACACGAACGGCGGACAGCCCAGCACCUCGAGACGUGCGCACACCCAUCGCCACAGCAGCGACAGUGGUGGGACAGGAGAUGACGAAACACAACCACUGCUGCUGGGCCAACGCACAAGAUCAUCCAUCAACGCCACGGGAGACAGCGGCGGCACCAAUUUUGCCGUUUCACAAACAUCUGAGAGUGACGUUGCACCUGCGUCACCAAUGGGCUUGCGCCAUCUUGCUGUUCUCAGCUACUGGGCCUUGUCAUCCCUACUUGGCAUGUGCUCCUGCUUGUGGGUGCUGACCAACGGCAGGACAUCUGGCAUCUACUUUGAGGUGCUGUUUCUCGAUUACGCACUGCUCAACGCACAGGGCGUGGUUCUCUUCCUUGCGCUGGGAACACGUGGUGACCUGCUUGCCGUCAUUGGACGCGUGUACAACCGCAUCGAAGCACGCGUGCGCUCUGUCAUCUACGGCACAGAGGAGGUCGCAGUCCUGGAUACGGACCAGGCCCUGAACGAUGUGCUCGACGUCCGGGGCAUGCGCCAGGCGCUGGCUGCGACCCGGGAUGAGCUCAUUGGGACGAGGACACACCGACUACGCAAGUACAACGGUGUUCUGGUGGGAUCGGAACUUGUCACCCAUCUCUGUGACACAAAGAUCGCAUCCUCCAAACAACACGCUAGCCGCAUUGGAAGGGCACUGGUUGCCCACGGUGUGCUGAGCCAUGUGACGCAGGAACAUCACUUCCAUGACGCACACUACUUCUACCGGUGGAACGAGGAGGACAACUCUGGCCGUGCUUCGAUUGCCGCUUCGUCAGCAUCAACGCCAAUCCCCCCACACAUGACGGCCGACGACUGGAAAUCCGUGCACUCUGCCCUUGUUUGAUGGCGUGACGUUAUGACGUGUUGGGGUCUCAUAUCACACAACAACAUGUGACCACUGCAACCAUAUCCUCGUCGUACAGUUCCUUGCGUUAGGUUCUCAUUGUCGUUACCUGUUUACAUUGCACAUUUCCCACCCA
This is a messenger RNA of Salpingoeca rosetta, 2969 nucleotides long. RefSeq lists its product as uncharacterized. Lineage: Eukaryota; Choanoflagellata; Craspedida; Salpingoecidae. The record is from RefSeq and is a predicted model, not a curated record. The transcript is spliced from 23 exons. Gene Ontology annotation, cellular component: membrane. Bases 104 to 2833 code for a protein of 909 amino acids. Gene Ontology annotation, biological process: intracellular signal transduction; transmembrane transport.